ACCCAUCUUUAGGCCAGCAGUGACCUUGAGGAAUUAAAUACCCUCAAAAAGACUGACAUGGAAGGACGUGGGAACACACCAUGCUAAUCUCCCAAGAAAAUCAUCUAGUUAUGCAUAUAGGAGGAAACGUGAAUUGUUUGUUCGACGACCCGGCUGACGCCCGGCGCUACUCGGUUCCCGGGCCGAAUAGAAUGAAAUAUGCUACCGAAGCUUCCGAUGACGCGGACCACUGGGCCUCAGAAGGAAGAAAUAAUACUAGUGGAAUUAAAAUAACUGGAAUUAGAGACUCAUUACUUUCUGAACAUCGUAUUGGUACCUGGAAUACCAGGGGUUUACUGCACCCAGGAAAAUUAAGCAUCGUGGAUGAGGAAAGAGAACGCCUCAAUAUCUCGAUUUUGGGUGUUAGCGAGACUCAUCUUCGCGGGCAGGGCCAUUUUAGGACCACUUUGGGGAGCACUUUAUACUUCUCGGGGAAUGACAGUUGCAGUAAAAAUGGAGUCGGCUUCCUGUUACCACCUAAAAUGAACAAGUAUGUCCUCGGCUAUAAUCCGAUAUCUGACAAAAUUAUCACAAUGAAGCUGAAUACGAAACCAUGUCUACUCAAUAUUGUACAGGUCUAUGCUCCCACUUCGACAGCGUCCGAUGAAGAUAUUGACGAAUUCUACGGGACCCUAGAAAAAACGCUUGAUGAUAUACCUGGCCGCCAAAUAACUAUCAUCAUCGGCGACUGGAAUGCUAAGAUUGGCAAAAGCGAACCUGGCACACACUCCUCGGGUAUUGUUGGAAGGUAUGGCCUGGGCAUCAGGAACGAGCGUGGACAGAGAUUUGCGGAGUUCUGUUUAGGAAGAAAACUCGCCAUCAUGAACACUCUCUACCAGCAUCACCCAAGACGCCUCUAUACCUGGAGAUCUCCUGGGGAGCGAUACAGAAACCAGAUCGAUUAUAUUAUGAUAAAUACCCGCUGGAGGUCAUCUGUCAAAAAUGUAAAAACAUUCCCUGGUGCUGAUUGUGGCUCUGACCAUGUGUUGUUGGUGGCUGUGUUUUCUCUGCGGUUAAAGGUGAACCAUAAGUCCUCACGCCCCGUGACUAGAUCCCUGAACCCGUCACAGCAACUAUGCUUCCGGAACCUAACCGAAGAAAGACUGGCCGAGGCCCCACUGACUGAUACCACUGACGUCAAUUCACAAUGGAAACAUCUUAAAGCGAUUAUGAAUGAUUCCCUUAAGCAACUUGUCCCUAAAGGCAAUAAAGAUCAUAAGAGGAUGACAUGGAUCUCAGAGCACACAUGGAAUCUAAUUCAGAGGAGGAAGGAGACCAAAAUCAAAGGACUGCAGAACGCUGCCGUAGUAGGAAUACUCUGA
Messenger RNA from Leptidea sinapis, 1361 nucleotides. RefSeq names its product craniofacial development protein 2-like. Gene Ontology annotation, biological process: chromatin remodeling. The coding region runs from base 81 to 1361 and encodes 426 amino acids. The record is from RefSeq and is a predicted model, not a curated record. The transcript has a single exon. Gene Ontology annotation, cellular component: nucleus. Gene Ontology annotation, molecular function: catalytic activity. Lineage: Eukaryota; Metazoa; Arthropoda; Insecta; Lepidoptera; Pieridae.